This is a messenger RNA of Myotis lucifugus (little brown bat), 2863 nucleotides long. Its product is annotated as fibronectin type III and SPRY domain-containing protein 2. Bases 383 to 2611 code for a protein of 742 amino acids. Gene Ontology annotation, molecular function: protein binding. The record is from RefSeq and is a predicted model, not a curated record. The transcript is spliced from 14 exons. NCBI's taxonomy places the organism in Eukaryota, Metazoa, Chordata, Mammalia, Chiroptera, Vespertilionidae.
AGAACCAGGGGAGGUGGCUGCACCGGGACAUCUGCUUCCUACAGUUUGCCGGGACCAAGGAUGGGGCCGACUCCCCAAGAUCCAGACGUGGGCCAGCAGGAAGCCAGAGCCAGCAACGAGUCACCUGGGUCCUGCCUAAGAGAACCAGCUGCAUGGGACCCAGGGUAUCCACUGCUCACGGUCCAGGAAGGAUCCUUGUCGUGCAGAGGUGCUGCCCAGGGCUGCCAGGGCAACGGUGGAGGAAGCCGGGGAGGGGCCAGAACAGGACAGGUCUUCUGCCCCAGGGACUUCUGCUAGUAUCCCCUAGGUCCGUAUGACUCUGGAGACAGACUGUAGAUCUUCCUGGAAGAACACAGUCGGCUGAGAAGUCAUCCGAGCUGAAAUGACCAGUGAGCCAAGAGGGGCCGCAAGAGGUAUGUCUCAAAGAGACCUCGAAGAGGAAGUGGAUGAACUUGUCCAUUUAUAUGGACUCGAAGAUGAUGAUGAAUUAGGGGACGAGUUUGUUAACGAAAACAUGCCCAGGAUAGAGGUUUCGGAAUAUCCUGCUUACAUGGUGGCGGGGAGAGAACCAGCCGUGGAGCAGAGAGACUGGAGACUUAGUGGAGAGGCAGCAGAGGCUGAAGACCUGAGCUUCGGAGGGUGGGGCUCUGAGAGCCAGUGCCAGGAUCUGCGGGAGGCCUACAGGUACACACACGGCCGGGCCAGCGAGGAGUACGAGUGCUAUGUCAUCCCAGAGGAGGAGGACGAGGAGGAAGCUCCUGACGUCUUCUGUGUCACUUGCAAAACUCCAAUAAGAGCGUCGGAGAAGGUUCUGGAUGAGCACAAAGAGCACGAGGUGACCCCCCUCAGUAAAGCCCUGGAAAGCGCCAAGGAUGAAAUUCACAAAAACAUGUACAGGCUGGAAAAGCAGAUUAUUGAGAUGGAAAACUUUGCCAGUCACCUAGAGGAGGUUUUCAUCACGGUGGAGGAGAAUUUUGGAAGACAGGAACAGAACUUUGAGUCCCACUACAAUGACAUCUUGGAAACACUUGCUCAGAAAUACGAAGAGAAAAUACAAGCUCUAGUGGAGAAAAAGAAAGAGAAGCUGGAGGCCUUGUAUGGACAACUGGUCAGCUGUGGAGAAAACCUGGACACCUGUAAGGAGCUCAUGGAAACGGUAGAGGAGAUCUGCCAUGAGGAGAAGGUGGACUUCAUAAAGGAUGCUGUGGCUAUGGCUGACAGACUCAGGAAAUUCCUGGAAACAAAAACCGACGUGGAAAUCUCCGCACAGCCUGCCUUGGAGGACCAGACCUUGGACUUCUCUGACGUGGAGCAGCUGCUGGGCUCCAUCAACACCAUCCCAGCUCCUUCUGCCCCGGUGAUAAACCCGCAGGCCCCCAACUCAGCCACGGGUUCCUCGGUCCGCGUCUGCUGGAGCUUGUACUCUGAUGACACCGUGGAGAGCUACCAGCUGUCCUACCGGCCAGUGCGGGACGGCUCGCCUGGGACGGACCCCGCAGAGUCUACAGUGACCGUCAAGGAGACAUACUGCUCAGUGGCAAACCUUGUGCCAAAUACUCAGUAUGAGUUUCGGGUCACAGCUCAGAACAGGGCUGGUCUCAGCCCCGCCAGCGAGUGUGCAGUGUACAUGACAGCACCUUCUCCCCCCGUUAUAAAGAGCAAAGAGGUGAGGAGCUGUGAGGAGGCUGCGCUGGUUUGCUGGGAGUCUGGGAACCUGAAUCCUGUGGACUCGUACACGGUGGAGCUGAUCCAGGCGGAGACGCCGGGAGCCUCGGGCGUGACUGAGUCUGUUGUGGGCAUCCCCACCUGCGAGUCCCUGGUGCAGCUGCAGCCCCGGCAGAGCUACACGAUCUACGUGCGUGCCCUCAACGUGGGGGGCCCCAGCGCAAGAAGCGAGCCCGCCACAGUGCACACCACAGGUGAGAGAUGCCCGUCCACACCCAGCAUCCUCCGGAAUCCGAGGGGCUCGGGGGUCAACCUUGAGUACCAGCAUCUGCCAGCUGAUUUCUUAACCGCCUUUGCCUCAGUUUUCAUAUCUACAAAUGGAAGCAGCUACUUCCGCCUGAACGAGCAGACCUGCCAUCCCUGGCUGACCAUUUCUGAAGACGGGCUGACAGCUGUCCGGAGCGAGAGGAAGACCCCCACAAGGGCGCCGCCCCCCAGCAGCACCCGCUUUACGAGGUGCGUCGCGGUCAUGGGAAACCUGAUUCCGGUCCGAGGGCGCCACUACUGGGAGGUGGAGGUGGACGAGCGGUCGGACUACACGGUGGGUGUGGCCUUUGAAGACGUCCCCAAGCAGGAAGACCUGGGCGCUAACUGCCUGUCCUGGUGCAUGAGGCACACGUGGGCGUCACCAAGACAUAAGUAUGAAUUUCUGCACAACAAGAUGACUCCAGAUAUAAGAAUCACAGUUUCCCCAAAGAAGAUUGGCAUUCUGUUAGACUAUGAAAACUCAAAAUUAUCAUUUUUCAACGUGGACAUUUCUCAGCAUCUAUACACGUUUAGUUGUCAGCUUCACCAGUUUGUGCAUCCCUGUUUUUCUUUGGAAAAGCCUGGGUGUCUGAAGAUACACAACGGCAUUUCAGUGCCAAAGCACGUCACUUUCUACUAGACCAUGCUGGUGCCCUGCUCUCCGUCUUCUGUACCCACCCUCCCUCAGCCACUCCCGCCUCAGCAGUCAAGCACCAUGCACCCAGCAGCACAACUUGGACUCGUGUUGUUACCCGGCAGCCUGGUUGCUGGCACGCGCUUCCCUGACCUGGGUUUUGUCCUGUGACCUGUGUGAUGCUAUUAGUCAUGACCAGGCCUGGCUGUAAAGUCAGGGCUCAGACUAAAUAAACUCAGCAGUUCUUCAGCUUGUCAA